Messenger RNA from Stylophora pistillata, 601 nucleotides. RefSeq lists its product as uncharacterized. The record is from RefSeq and is a predicted model, not a curated record. Lineage: Eukaryota; Metazoa; Cnidaria; Anthozoa; Scleractinia; Pocilloporidae.
CCAUUUUGUCCACUAGUGGCCGUUUUGCCAUUUUGUCCGCUAGUGGCACCAUUUCGUCCUGUCGUGGUCGUUUUGCCCUUUUGUCCACUAGUGGCAGUUUUGCCGUUUUGUCCUCUAGUGGCAGUUCUGCCAUUUUGUCCACUAUUGCCGUUUUGCCAUUUUUUUCCACCAGUGGCCGUUUUCCUCUUGUUUUUUACUAGUGGACGUUUUCUAUUUUGUCCACCAGUGGCUAUUUUGCCAUUUUGUCCACUAGUGGCCGUUUUGCCCUUUUGUCCACUAGUGGCAGUUUUGCCGUUUUGUCCUCUAGUGGCAGUUCUGCCAUUUUGUCCACUAGUGACAUUGUAUUCACUAGUGGCAGUUUUGCCAUUUUGUCCACUAGUGGCAAUUUUGCUAUUUUGUCCACUAGUAGCCGUUUUGCCAUUUUUUCGAGUAGUGGCCGUUUUCCCAUUUUGUCCAGUUGUGGCCGUCUUGCCAUUUUGUCCAUUAGUGGCUGUUUUGCCAUUUUGGCCACUCGUCGCCAUUUUCCCAUUUUGUCCAGUAGUGUCUUUUCUGUCAUUUUGACCACUAGCGGCGGUUUUGCAAUUUUGUCCACUAGUUGCCG